AGCCCUGCAGGACACUCGCAUGUGAACCCUGCGGCUGCGUUCACACACUUCCCGACCACACACGGGGCGGACAAACACUCGUCCACUUCCUCAUCGCAGAGGUCGCCGUGCUUCCCGUCAGGACACACGCACAGACUCUACCUCCACGUUAAAGCUGCUCUGGGCGUUGCACUCGUCCGACAGCGUGAAGCGAAACGAGCGGCUGGAUUGGCGUCCCUCCUCCUGCUGCUGCUCCAGAGGGGUCGGGACCCUCCAGAUGAGGAGGCCUGCAGGCGACAGGACGGCUCCACUCGGCCCCGCCUCCAGCUGGAAGAGGAGCGCCGAGCCCUCAGGGUCUGACGCCGCAAACUGGAAGACGAAGUUCUCUCCUGCGAAUGUCCUCAGGCUGGUUUGAGGUCGGUGGAAGGUCGGCGGCUCGUUGACUGAAGACAGAACAGAAGCUGAGCUGUUCCUGGAAGACUCAUCCCAAACACACACGUCUGCGUCUCGAGGUGUUCCCAGCUCUCAACAAGAUCACACGGCCUCCACCUCUGAGCUCAUGCUCCCUUGACGGAUGUUGAAAACCACAGGUCUGGGCUUGCCGCUCGGCCCCUUUGAUCUGCAGCCGGCGACAAACAGGACCCCAGUUGGACAGCUGAAGCACCGACAGACGCUCAUGUCCUCUAAUGGAGUAAAAUAAACACUGUUUUCACCGGGAUGUGUCAUUAGUGGGCGGCAAGCUGGGGCCAAAACAACUCUGCUCUUCCACUCUGCUUCAUGAUGAGCGAACAGACCAGGUGAAUCUGGAGGUCUCCGGGUCGCAGAGGAGGCAGGGGCUGCUGGGAUUGGAGUCUCCCUCCUUGAAGCACAUCCCGUCGAUGUUGCACGUCUUCUCCUGGAAGCAGCACGGAGGUCCGUCCAACCUGUGACAUGCAGAGUGACAGGAAUGCAGCUUCAAGAGCCAAGUGUGCAGAAUCCUCUCAUCCUAACAGGCAAGAAGCCCCACACACGAGACUCCCCGAGAACCUCCUGGUAUGAGAGUGCAGCAGCGGAGGUAGCUUCUCGCUGGAGGAGAGACAACGCUGUCUGCCACCGUCUUUGAAGUCUGUGCCCUGAUGAGAAACGACGAGAGGCAAGGAGGAGGAGGAGGAGUGGGAGGAGGGGGUCUUUGUCCUGCCCUCCUGAGCGCUUCCAGAUGUCACACGUCCUCCUUUACUGUGAGAACAACAAGCAGAGAACAUGCAAGAGGCAUGUCAGCCACUGCUGUGCCCCCCCCCAAACAUCUUGAGACCACAUUGUUCCUGCUCUCCUAAAAAACCUACUGCGCAAAAGUGACAUGCAUGAUGAGUUGGCGUCUGCUAACUCAGGAGGAAGGGCUGCUGGGGUCAAAGGUCAAUCAGCUUGACCUGCAGGGCAGCUCUUUGUUGCUGCUCCUGGUUGAUUCAUUAGAACAAUGAUUAACCUGAACCGGCUCCCUGGAGGUUAAAGAGCGCCUCCACAGCACAGAUCUCACUCUGAGUCUCGUCCGGUCGUGUGAACAAGAAGCUCCUCUGCUCACGGUCAGAAACCUCCCACAGCGCAGUGAUGGAGCAGUUUGACGGUCUAACUCCCUCAGAAACCUUCCAGAGAGCGUCCGCCUCUCUGGGCUGCAGCCCCACGUCUGCAGAGGUGGCGUCGUUCCUCGACAAACACGACAAACUGAGUCACCUGCGGGAGAACUUCCUCCUUCCUAAGAUAGCAGAUCUCCCUCCCUCCGAUCUGUCGCUGGUGGAUGGCGGGAAGGAUUGCAUGUACUUGGUGGGGAACUCUUUGGGUCUUCAGCCCAAACUGGCCCGCAGAUACUUGGAGGAGGAGCUGGAGAAGUGGGCCAAAGAGGGCGUCCACGGUCACACGCGGGGGUCACGACCUUGGGCCUGGGCUGAGAACAACAUCGAGGAAGUGAUGGCGGACGUUGUUGGAGCUAAACCGGGUGAGGUGGCGCUGAUGAACGGCCUGACGGUGAACCUGCACCUUCUUCUGCUCGCUUUCUACAAACCUUCAGCAGCUCGACACAAAAUCCUCCUGGAGGACAAAGCCUUCCCGUCAGACCACUUCGCCGUUCAGUCUCAGAUCAGCCUGCGAGGAUUCGACCCCAAGGAGAGCAUGCUGCUGCUGUCGCCCCACGCGGGAGAAGACACCCUGAGAACUGAGGACAUCCUGGACGCCAUCGAGAGGGAGGGAGACUCCAUUGCUGUGGUGAUGUUCAGCGGGGUCCAGUACUACACUGGUCAGCUGUUCAACAUGGCCGCCAUCGCUGAGGCCGGACACAAGAAGGGUUGUUACGUCGGCUUCGAUUGUGCUCACGCUGCAGGAAACGCAGAGAUGAAGCUGCACGACUGGGGCGUGGACUUUGCCUGCUGGUGCUCCUACAAGUACCUGAACUCAGGGGCUGGAGGUCUUGCUGGAGCCUUUAUCCACGAGAGGCACAAAGAGAGCAUCAAACCUGCGCUGAUGGGCUGGUGGGGACACAACCUGGAGACUCGCUUCCAGAUGAACAAUGUGAUGGAUCUGCAGGGAGGAGUGAGCGGCUUCAGACUCUCCAAUCAGCCCAUCCUGCUCGUCUGUCCCCUGCAGGCCAGCCUUGAGGUGUUCAAGAAGACCAGCAUGAAGGCCCUGCGCAGGAAGUCGCUCCUGCUGACGGGCUACCUGGAGUUCCUGAUCCGCCACCAUUACACAGAAGACCCGUCCCGGCCUCACAAGCCUCACGUCCGCAUCAUCACACCGUCUGACCCUGAGCAGAGAGGGUGCCAGCUCUCGCUCUGUUUCUCCAUCCACAUCGGGAAGGUGUUCCAGGAGCUGGAGAAGAGGGGCGUCUGUUGCGACAUGAGGGAGCCCAGCGUGCUGCGAGUCGCCCCGGCGCCGAUCUACAACUCCUUCACCGACGUCCAUCGCUUCGUGGAGACGCUGGGAGCGGCUCUGACGGCCUGCGGUGGCGACGGCCUGUGACGCUUCAUCCUGCUGCAGACUGAACAAGAUAUGUCACUGGAUUUGGGAUGACAAUAAACAUGAAGAGCACUCGCCUUUACAUUUCUUC
This is a messenger RNA of Notolabrus celidotus (New Zealand spotty), 3052 nucleotides long. It is a transcript of the gene kynu, whose product is annotated as kynureninase. Gene Ontology annotation, molecular function: pyridoxal phosphate binding; kynureninase activity. Bases 1564 to 2964 code for a protein of 466 amino acids. The transcript is spliced from 23 exons. NCBI's taxonomy places the organism in Eukaryota, Metazoa, Chordata, Actinopteri, Labriformes, Labridae. Gene Ontology annotation, cellular component: cytoplasm. The record is from RefSeq and is a predicted model, not a curated record. Gene Ontology annotation, biological process: NAD+ biosynthetic process.